Pseudocercospora fijiensis CIRAD86 is the source of this 396-nucleotide messenger RNA. RefSeq lists its product as uncharacterized. The record is from RefSeq and is a predicted model, not a curated record. The transcript has a single exon. Bases 1 to 396 code for a protein of 131 amino acids. Lineage: Eukaryota; Fungi; Ascomycota; Dothideomycetes; Mycosphaerellales; Mycosphaerellaceae.
AUGGCGGGUCUGAUCGGCAUCCUGACCAUCGCCAUCAAGCAUCGCUUGGCCCUGACAGCUAUGGCCUGGAUGCAAACCGUUCUCGGCUCGCCUCUCAUUCUGAUCUGCUCGCUUCCAGAGAUUCAUAUUGGUGGCCAUACCGAGCGGACAACGGCCAUGGGCAUUUUCUUCGUCAUGUACUGUGCUGGCAAUAUCGGAUGUCCACACAUGUUCUUGGACUCGGAAGUGCCACGUUGUCCCACGGCCAUCAAAGGACUUCUUGGUGCGUAUGCUGCGGUCGCUGUGCUCACUGCCAUCUACUGGGCCAUGUGCUGGACAAGCAACAAGCGACGUGCCAUUUCCGGUACAGACUGUGAGCCGCAAAUUACCGAGUCGUUACAUUUCCCGGCAGGAUAG